Molecule: messenger RNA, 2790 nt
Organism: Thermochaetoides thermophila DSM 1495
Lineage: Eukaryota; Fungi; Ascomycota; Sordariomycetes; Sordariales; Chaetomiaceae
Exons: 5
Coding region: 1-2790 (929 amino acids)
Biological process (GO): polyphosphate metabolic process; phosphate ion transport; monoatomic anion transmembrane transport
Cellular component (GO): membrane
Molecular function (GO): phosphate transmembrane transporter activity
Source: RefSeq, a predicted model, not a curated record
AUGGGCCCCGCCGCCGCUUGCAUCACGAUAGCGCCGAAGCACGCCAUGACAUAUCCUGUUUGCUCUAUCCCGGCUGCAGCACCAACCACAUCUACUGUGGGGUUCCUCGCUCUGGGACAGAGACGAUGUGAAGACAGCCCCUCCUCUGGCCAUCGAGCGUCGGCAUCGACUAGCAGAGGCCAGCUCUUUCAAGACACUGAGAGAGGAGGGACGCAGUUGAGAGACAACGCUAUCGAGCUCACAGAGUUCACGAGACCAGACCGCGCGGCGAUUGACGAACGCCAGCGCAAGUACGAAGAAAAGAAAGCCCAGAAGCGCCGCUGGCUCGAGGAGCAGGACGAGAUGCGCUUCUCGCACUCCCUCCAGUUCAACGCCGUCCCGGACUGGAGCAGCCACUACAUUGCCUACAGCAACCUCAAGAAGCUAAUCUACUCCCUCGAAAAGGCCAUCCAUCUUCCUCCCGGCGACGCCGAGUCGCGCCCCCUUCUCCAAAAUGAAGACCCCGAGGCCGUCUUCGCCCGCGCCCUGGACGUCGAGCUCGAAAAGAUAAGCUCCUUCUACGCACUCAAGGAGAAAGAGCUCUUCGACGAGGUCGAAGUCCUCCUCCGCGAUGUCGAGAAGUACGAGGAAGACGCGGUCGAGGACACCCAGCGUCCGUCGACCCGCGGCACGACGGCCUCUUCCCGGGGCCGCCCUCACAUGCGCAGCCAGAGCCUGCGCAGCCGCGACUCGACGACCGAGCAUGCCGUCGACGACAGCGACGACGAAGGCGGCGAGGAGACGACGGGCCUGACAAGCAGGCUGCGGCGAGUCAGUCGCGACUUCUCGCGCCGCUACAGCGGUACCUAUGACGACUAUGCCGAGCAGGCCGUGCUGUUUUCGGCGGGCAUCAUGCUCAAGAAGCGCAUGGUCAACCUCUAUGUGCAGCUGUGUGAGCUCAAGUCAUACAUCCAGCUGAAUCGCACGGGAUUCAGCAAGGUGCUCAAGAAGUUUGACAAGAUCAUUGAUCGGAACAUGCGGCCGAGGUAUAUGGAUAGUUUUGUGGACACGGCGUAUCCCUUCCUGCCCGAGACCAUGAAGGGGUUGGAGCAUCGCAUCGCACAGAUCGUCGAUGCGUACACGGCCAUCGUCACUCACGGAGACGCAGAAACCGCCCUCCGCGACCUGCGCUCUCACCUGAGGGAGCACGUCGUCUGGGAGCGCAACACCGUCUGGAGGGAACUCAUCGGCAUGGAGCGACGUGCCGAAGCGGCAACGCUGGGUCACCAACUCCUCGCUCGCGAGACGGACCAGCGCCCUCUGCUUUUGGGGGAUGAGGAGUACGUCUCGCCAACGAAGGAGAUCACGACGCCCCUGGGCCGGCUCGUCUGCCCGACCUGGCUCGUCACCUCCACAACCCUCAGUCUGCUCAUCAUCCUCAUCAUCUUCUUCGCCCUCCUCUCCCUCCCCAUCUUGUCGCAACCCGAGCAACAGAACUGCCUGGCCAUGUUGGUCUUCGUCUCCCUCCUCUGGGCGACCGAGGCCUUACCCCUGUUCGUCACCUCCCUCAUCAUCCCCUUCCUCUGCGUCAUCCUGCGCGUCUUCCGCUCCCCCGGCCCAGAGCAUGCCCGCCUGGGCUCCAAGGACGCGACCGCCGCCGUGUUUGCGGCGAUGUGGACGCCGGUGAUCAUGCUCCUCCUCGGCGGGUUUACUUUGGCCGCUGCACUCUCCAAGUGUAGCAUCGACAAGCGCAUCGCGACCUUCGUCCUCUCUAAAGCCGGCACAAAGCCCAAGACCGUGCUCAUCGCCAACAUGGCCGUCGCCGCCGUCGCCUCCAUGCUCAUCUCUAACGUCGCGGCCCCCGUCCUCUGCUUCGGCAUCAUCGAGCCCAUGCUGCGCAACCUGCCCGCCGGCUCCCCCAUGUCCAAGGCCGUCAUCAUCGGCAUCGCCCUCGCCUCCAACAUCGGCGGCAUGCUCAGCCCCAUCGCCUCGCCUCAAAAUGUCGUCGCCCUCGGCAUCAUGGAACCACCUCCGACCUGGGGCCAAUGGUUCUUCAUCGUCCUGCCCGUCGGGAUACUCUCUAUCACGCUCAUCUGGCUUUUGCUACUCAUCACCUUCCGUCCCGCCCGCGGCGGGACAACAAUUGUGCCGAUUCGUCCCGUGCGCGAUCCGUUCACCGGGUUGCAGUGGUUCGUGUCGCUUGUGACGUUGGCUACCAUCGCCCUGUGGUGUGCCUCGCACGCGCUGGAAGAUGUCUUUGGCGACAUGGGCGUCAUCGCCCUGUUGCCCAUCAUCCUCUUCUUCGGCAUCGGCGUGCUUACUAAAGAGGACUUUAAUAACUUCCCCUGGACGAUCAUCAUCCUCGCUGCCGGAGGCCUUUCCCUGGGCAAGGCGGUGAACUCUUCGGGAUUGUUGCAUACCCUCACGGAGGCGAUUACGCAAAAGGUACAGGGCAUGAGUUUGUAUGCCGUGUUGGUGGUGUUCUCGAGCUUGAUUUUGGGUAUCGCGACGUUUAUAAGUCAUACAGUCGCGGCGCUGAUAAUUUUGCCGCUGGUGUAUGAUGUGGGCAAGGGCCUGGACGAGCCGCAUCCGAACUUAUUGGUUAUGGCGGGCGUGUUAAUGUGUAGUGCAGCUAUGGCGCUGCCGACGAGUGGGUUUCCUAAUAUGACGGCUAUCAUGAAAGAAGACCCCGCCGGCCAGAGGUACCUGGAGGUGAAGCACUUCAUUCGGGUCGGUGUACCGAGUAGUUUGAUUACGUUGGUCGUGGUGGUUACAGUUGGGUACGGGUUUAUGCGGAUUACUGGGAUGUGA